Messenger RNA from Nothoprocta perdicaria, 3124 nucleotides. It is a transcript of the gene CUNH10orf90, whose product is annotated as chromosome unknown C10orf90 homolog. Gene Ontology annotation, biological process: regulation of centriole replication. NCBI's taxonomy places the organism in Eukaryota, Metazoa, Chordata, Aves, Tinamiformes, Tinamidae. The record is from RefSeq and is a predicted model, not a curated record. The transcript has 9 exons. Gene Ontology annotation, cellular component: centrosome; cytosol; centriole. Bases 223 to 2055 code for a protein of 610 amino acids.
ACGUGGACCCCGCGGACCGAGUCCUUUGUGACUCAGGUUUACUUCACCCUGAACUACGGCUCGUGGAGGAAGACUUGUUGCUUUGUGAAGCAAAAGCAAUGGGGCGCUUGCAGCCGACGGAUACUCUCGGGCUCGCAGCGGGAGGAUGCUCUGGGGAGAGACUCCAGCUCCACAAAGGCAUCACAAAAUGCAAACCUGGCUUCAUCCAGGGUCAUCUCACGGAUGACUGAUAAGUCCAAAGGAAAUGGGCCUGCUUUGCCAAUGGGCAUGGGUGCUGAUCCGACACAGCGGACUGUGGCUGAUCCUGGUCUGCUCAACAUUCACAGCACAUCCACGUGGCUUCCCAGCAGGUCAGGAACUCGAGCAUCUUUGGAUGCUGUUGUGGCUCAUCCAGAUUCUCGUGUCACGGAGGAAGACCGGUGCCCAAGGCAGCAGAGAGGGUUCACCUCUAUAACCGUGACUGCUCGGCGAGUUGGUGGCCCUGUGGCCAGUGAGGCUGGACCUCUUCCCCACGGAACCCCUCUUCCAAGCCGAGGGUCUCCUGCAAACCUCAGCAUCACCAGCUUGAAGGUUUCUGAAUCGUGCUCAGGGUUACAUGAUAAACCUCAAGACCAGCUCUUUGACUCUGCAAAUGAAGAGACCAUCGAGGUCCCGCGAGGCAGCAGUCGGAGAGAAGCAGCACCGCUGUCCUUCACCUCGUGCGUUCACCUGCGGCUUUCCCAGCAGUGUCCAAGUACUAUCUAUUACUUAGACAAGUCUCUCCACGUGUGCAUUGACCAACCUCAAAUUAAACACCAAAAAGUUCAUAGAUCAGCGCUGUCCUUCCGUAUAAAUUGCAGUUCGUCCAGAUUAACAGCAGAUGGAGUAGAUGGCAUAGCUAAUGGAGAGCCAUUAGAGGAGAUACUUAAGUCAAAGCUCCUAGGAGAAAACAAGACUCCACUUAGAGCAAGCUGGAGUGCAGAUAUAAUACAAAAUAAUGUAAUUAAAAAGCACACAACAGAUGAGGGCUAUUUGGGAACUAAACACCCUUCAAAAAGUGCCUGUCCCCCUCAAGUCCCAGCAGUUGUGGAUAUACCCACAGGACCUAAUAAUGUAAUAGUAGUAAAGAAAGAAAGCAACAAACAGUCUGGCAGCAACCGCACGAUGCUUUCUAUCUGGCUCCCUCGCCCGAGUAACGAGGCAGGAAAGGGGAUAUUCCGUGGAAGCAACAGGAAGCAGUGUGCCAUGGGCAUGAGCUGCCCCACUGCCCCUGCAUCCCAAGAGGAACCCACUGCUGCCUCCAUUGGCUCAUCCCCAAGGAGAGAUCCCUCCAGAGGCACCUCCAGAUCCAAAGAGAGCCGACCACCGUGCUUCCCGAGGCCAAAGCUAUCCCUCUCUGAGAGCAUGUGCAAUAUAAAAACGCUGUCAAGAAUCAUCUUGGAAGCAAACAUUCCUGGGCAAAAUCAGUUCCUGCAAGGUGAUUGCAGAUCGUGCGGCUCGAGGGGCAGCGGGACGGAGGCCGAGGCCAGGGCCGAGCGGCCGCCAGCCCGCGGGGCAGCUCUCCCCGCCGCUCUCCCGCCACAUGUUGCUCGUGAGAACAUCGCGGCGCCUCCCUGGCCAGGGAGCUGCUUGGAGCCUGAGAAAAUUCCAGCGAGCCCCCUGACUCUGAGGGAAGCGCUAGAAAUCCACAAGCCUCGGUUCCUCUCGCGCUCGCGGGCACGGCUGCAGAGGCUGGAGCACAAGGUGCAGCUGCGCAAGGCCCAGCAGAGCGAUGCUCCGGCAAGGACACGGGCCGCACUGCUGCUUCACAAGCUCUCCUCAACCUCCUUUUCGGGCAAGAAAAGGCAAUAUACCAUUCCUCACCCACUCAGUGAUAACCUCUUCAAACCAAAGGAAAGAUUCAUUCCAGAGAAAGAGAUGCAUAUGAGAUCUAAAAGGAUUUAUGAUAAUUUACCCGAAGUAAAAAAGAAGCAAGAAGAGAAGCAGAAACGGGUAAUCCUCCAGAGUAACAGACUGCGUGUUGAGCUCUUUAAAAAGCAAUUACUGGACCAGCUCCUUCAAAGAAACACAGAGUGAGAAAGGAUUCUCUUGCUGACAAUACUAAUUGGAUCUCAGAUGCCUUUGACUCUUAGAUAAGCCAUAAAAUGUACUGUUAUCUUAAUUACUGGGAGGUAUUUCUCUUAUCUUUGCCGCUUUAUGUAAAGAAAGACCAUUUGUAUUUCUGUUGAAAUUUAAAAGUAACUUUCAAGUAAUCAAAAACAGUCUGAAAGGCAACACAGCUGUUUCAGAGCAUCAACUCACGGUCAGUUUACCCAGAGGAAAUAAUUUUAAGAAUUUUUAAUGCAAAUACUGAAUUACAGCGGUAUUAUUUAUUUUAUUUUAUUUCAUUCUAAGUAUACAUCUCUGUAGCAAUAGAACCGGCUUUAUAAAAUCUGGGAAAUUUAUUUCUCCAAAGUAUUCUAUUAAUUGAUUUCCUGUGAGUUAAAUCCUUGAACUAAAGAAAAAUGAACAUCAUUAUUUGUUAUGUUUAGAAACUAGCUGAAAUAGCAUUACCACAUAAUCAUGGCAGCAGCAGUUUCACAUUAAUACUUAACAUACCAAAAGGGACCAGUAUUUUAGCUCUCUGAAGAACUCUAUUUGUGUUUAUAUAGUGAUUCUGUACCAUAAGUUUACCUGUUAAACAGCAAUAUUUAAAAAUAUGGCUAUAACAUUUUUUUCAUGUGUUUGUCAUUGCAAUAUGUCUUUUACUCAGUUUCUGUGAUCAUUAAGUAUUUAUAGGAAUGGCUUAUUAAGACGUGGUGCCAAGAAGUAUGUUUGUAUCAAAACUGCACAACUAAAACCAUCUGUAAUGUUUCCUCCAAAAAUAUUUAAAUUUUUAUUUGUACAUUUUGGAAGUAAAAACAACCAGCUUACAAACCAACAGAAUUUAUUUAUGGAAUUAAAUAUUGAUCCAACUGCUACAUUUUUAUUUGAUACUGUUAAAUGCAACACAGUUAUUUAAAUCAUGGGAGAAGUCUCGUUCCUUUGUUGCAUAAAUAGAACCCUCCCUUUGCCACAAAUACUAUGGCAGAAAAUACUGCCCAUGAAAAUCACUGCUGUUGUGAACCUCUGUGCCAGGAACAUUUGGUUUGAGUCUGUUUGAAUG